Molecule: messenger RNA, 1891 nt
Organism: Trichoplax adhaerens
Lineage: Eukaryota; Metazoa; Placozoa; Uniplacotomia; Trichoplacea; Trichoplacidae
Exons: 12
Coding region: 13-1257 (414 amino acids)
Biological process (GO): aromatic amino acid metabolic process; biosynthetic process
Molecular function (GO): L-tyrosine:2-oxoglutarate transaminase activity; pyridoxal phosphate binding
Source: RefSeq, a predicted model, not a curated record
CGAAAAAAGAAGAUGUCGAAAAACUGGGAAGUCAAGUCUUCAUUCUUAGCACGCAACACUUUCAAUCCUAUUCGAAAAUAUGUCGAAAGUCUUCCAGCGAAACCGAACCAAGCCAAAACUUUGAUACCGUUAAACAUUGGGGAUCCCACUAUUUUUGGUAAUUUGCAGCCCCCAGAAUCUGCUAUAAACGCAGUAACCAAAGCCACUUUGACAUGCGCUAACAAUGGUUACAGCCCAUCUAUUGGAUAUAAAAAAACGCGUGAUGCCCUGGCAAAAUUUUACUCCAGGUCUGGAAUGGAAUUCACUGGCAAUGACGUUAUCUUGACUAGUGGGUGCUCUGGUGCUAUCGAAAUAGCGCUAACCGGUUUGGUCAAUGCUGGUGAUAACAUUCUUUCACCUAUGCCCGGUUUCGCGUUGUACUCUACACUUCUAAAAGGAUUGCACAUAGAUGUGAAGCUUUAUAAAUUGAUGCCUGAACGAGAUUGGGAAGUUGAUAUACAACAUAUGAUUUCACUCAUCGAUGACCGAACACGCGCUAUAGUAAUUAUUAAUCCUUCAAAUCCUUGUGGGUCUGUAUUCUCGAGGGACCAUCUGCAGGAAAUAUUACAAGUUGCCGAACAAUUUAAAAUUCCUAUUGUUGCCGAUGAGGUUUAUCGAGACAUGGUAUUCUCUGAUGCUGCGUUCUAUCCGAUUGCAUCUCUAACAAGUACCGUGCCAAUAUUAUCAUGCGGGGGAAUUGCCAAAAGAUUUGUCGUACCUGGAUGGCGCUUCGGUUGGAUAUUUAUUCAUGACAGGAAUGAAAUUUUUUCUAAAGAGAUUCGUGCUGCUCUGCAUAGCUUAUCGCAAAGAAUUUUAGGACCAAAUACUCUUAUCCAAGCAGCGAUCCCUGAAAUGUUGAAAGAAACUCCACAAGAGUUUUACACUAGUGUCAUGAAAGUAAUUGAGGGAAAUGCGCAUCUUGCGUACAAUUCAUUGAAAAAUAUCGAUGGAUUGAACCCAAUAAUGCCUAAAGGCUCUAUGUAUAUGAUGAUCGGAAUAGAUAUUGAACGGUUUACUGGCUUUGAAAGUGAUCUAGAGUUUACUCAUAAGCUUUAUGAAGAUGAGUCCGUAUCAUGUAUACCUGGAAGGUGUUUCUCAUAUGAAGGCUUUUUCCGAAUUGUUCUUACCGUACCCGAAGAUAUGCUUAAAGUUGCCUGUUGUCGUAUUGCCGACUUUUGUAAUGCGCAUAGAUAUAUUGCUAAUGGUAAAUGCCAUUAACAUGUCUGGCCUAACAGUAAUACUCCAGCAAGACCCAGUAUCUAUUAGUGAGUUAGCUUCCGGCAAAACCUUGUGUAGGCCCUAAUACAUUCUUUAUGACGGCUUUCACCACUAUAUCGCUCAAUUAUCUUCAUAAUUUUGGGCCCAUAGUAAUUGUAUGAGAUUUUAUUUUCAGUAGAACAAGCGUUAUUGUGAACUUAAAUGCCUUUCAUGCAAUUAUGUGGUGAUAUAAAUGCUGAAGACUAUGCGGAAAACUUAUUGCUUUAAGAUGUGUAACCUUAGGUAACAUCGUUCCUUUAUGGAGUUCAAGUCUUUAAGAUAACUCUUAAUUUACACUGAUUCUUAGAAGAAAUCUUAAUAUAAUUAUAAUUACUACGACUUAUAAAGUAAACAUCCGACGUGGAGAAAAUGCAAAUCCGGUGCAGCUCACAAUUCAUAACUACAGUUAUCUGAUAAUAUCCGAGGGACUGACAAAGAUUAAUUGUAUAUUUCUUGCCAAUUAUAAAUUAUCGCAUUGCUUUUUAACAAAAUGCAAUCAUCUGUACGUUAUCCUAAGAAUCUAAAUAUGUAAUUUGUAAUAUAUUCUGUGCUUUAUUUAUAACAUUUAUAGAUAAAGAAUAAAAUAAAAUAAAAU